UGCGGAUUCGAACUCCCUGCAUGUCCUCCUCCUUCCCGCUGUUCCGUGACGCCUUGCUCCACUCUUCACUUUCUGUUUCUUCUCUGGUUUUGGUCUCUCUUCCACUCUCUCUCAUGCCGAACUCCGGCAAAGAUCAGAGUGGUCCUCCUCGUCAUCCUAACCGUCGCACUCAUUUACGCUCAUCCUCGCACUCUCACACUCUGAAUCAAUCUUUAUCGCCGGGGAAUCAACCCUUCCCUUCCUCUUUUGGGGGACUUCUUCCCGCUUUUCCUUUGUCUUCUUCUCCUUCUCCUUCUCCUUCUCCUUGUCCUUGUCCUUCUCUUCCUCUUCCUUCCAACGGCUUCAAUCAUUCCUCCUGUCCUCGCGCGGACUUCAGCAACAUUAGCGAGUUGAAGCAAACGCAUGAAAUAAAAAACUUUGAGAGUCAGACUGCUAGACAGGGAAUCAUCAAUGGGAAUGGCGAAGCAAUUGAUGACCAUUCAGUUGGACCAGAAUAUUGCCCAAGUGGUAAGCAUUACAAUAAACUGAAGGCUUCAAAACAUGUCAAAUUUGGUGCUCAGAGAUCAAAUGCUGAGUCUCCUAACAAUAUGGGUGAAGCCAGCAGUUGUCGUUAUGACAGUUCCUUAGGCUUGUUAACAAAGAAGUUUAUUGAUUUGAUCCACAUAUCUAAGGAUGGUAGCCUUAAUCUAAACAAUACAGCAGCUGUGUUGAAGGUUCAAAAAAGGAGAAUAUAUGAUAUAACAAAUGUUCUUGAAGGAAUAGGAUUAAUAGAGAAAACUUCAAAGAACCAUAUACACUGGACGGGAUUUGACUUGUUAGGGUCAAGGGAGCUUGAUGAACAAGUUACUAGAUUGAAGGCUGAAGUUGAACGUUUAUGUGCCGAAGAAUGCAGGCUUGAUGAUUGCAUAAGAGAAAGGCAAGAGCUCUUGACGGUGUUGGAUGGAGAUAAAAAUUUUCAGAAGAACUUAUUUUUGACGAAGGAAGAUAUCAUGAACCUUCCUUGCUUCCAGAAUCAAACACUUAUUGCAAUAAAAGCUCCUCAAGCCAGUUCUGUUGAAGUUCCUGAUCCAGACGAGGAUGUUACUUUCCCCCAAAGACAGUUCAGAAUCAUUGUUAGAAGUACCACUGGGCCAAUUGAUGUGUACCUCUUGAGCAAAUACGAAGGCCAAUAUGAUGAUGUAACUGUCAAGCAAGCUAAACCAAUGGAUUCUGCUUGGGAUAUUGGCCGCCCCUGCCAUAGAGAUGAAAAGGCCACGCUGUCUUCGGAAACCCACCAUGAUAGCCAGAAGAAUUUUUCUGAUACAUGCACCUCAUCCGGCUCAGACGUGCCCGGGAUCCAGAAGAUAACCCCAGACUUUCGGAUUGAUGAUGAUUAUUGGUUUCGAUCAGAUCUUGAAGUCAGCAUUACAGAUUUGUGGGCGAAUGAGGAAUGGGCUCAAAUAAACGACCUCGAAGAUGAAUCUGCAGUGCGCAGUGCAACAUUGGAUCAACGACAAGAAACAGAAACACCCACAGGCAUCGUCCAUGAGCCAGACAAGAAUGGGGUCCUCGGCUUUCAAAGAUGACAGAUGUAUAUUGGUACUUUUUCAGAUUCUAGAUUAGAAAUUUUGCUGCUAGAUAGCUUUUUUCUUAACUAUUUUGUGUAUCAAUAAUAGCUGAUGUUCUUGUUUAUAUCAAUAAUAGCUGGUGUUAUGGGCAGCGAAAUAAAUGGGCCCAUGCUUCAU
Molecule: messenger RNA, 1724 nt
Organism: Malania oleifera
Lineage: Eukaryota; Viridiplantae; Streptophyta; Magnoliopsida; Santalales; Ximeniaceae
Product: transcription factor E2FC
Exons: 14
Coding region: 21-1565 (514 amino acids)
Biological process (GO): regulation of transcription by RNA polymerase II
Cellular component (GO): RNA polymerase II transcription regulator complex
Molecular function (GO): DNA-binding transcription factor activity, RNA polymerase II-specific; protein dimerization activity; RNA polymerase II cis-regulatory region sequence-specific DNA binding
Source: RefSeq, a predicted model, not a curated record